AUGGCAUCAGUCCCACAUCUGGGGGUCAAUCCACGAGGACUGGUCCCCCAUGGCCGGUGGCAGAUGGAUAUCACCCAUUUCCCUGCCUUUGAUGCUGCUAAAAAUUCUGAGAACCUUGCUCUUCUGACACCAAUCGCCAGCGGUCUGGGUCCUCACCGUAACAACCCACACCAACCCUCUAACCAGACAUGGAUGGUCCUCAAUGCACGUGGUGAUGUAGUCUGGAGCUGGUCCCACACCUCCUUCAGCAGACAACUCCUGAUGGCCCGACCUACCUAUGUUAUCCUCAGAGAAGUGGGGAGGAAAAGGAGCCCUGACUGGGCAGAGAGUAGCUGGGACUCAAGGGCCUCCUCAGACGACUACCUCAAGCACUGCUACCUGGCUUCCCCCGGGAGAAAAGUUCGGAAAUACAAAGUCAUUUCUGUGGACCUAACUAGCAGCAGACUCCAAAGUGUGAACCAACAGAACAGCAGCACAGUGACAGAGUUCGUCCUCGUGGGCUUUGAGCAGAGCUCCCCUUCCACACGGGCAUUGCUCUUCACCCUCUUCUUGGCACUCUACAGCCUCACCAUGGCCAUGAAUGGCCUCAUCCUCUUCAUCACCUGGACUGACCCCAGACUCAACAGCCCCAUGUACUUCUUCCUUGGACACCUGUCUUUCCUGGACAUCUGCUUCAUCACCACCACCAUCCCACAGAUGUUGAUCCAUCUGGUGACCAAGAACCACACAGUCUCCUUUGCCUCCUGUAUGACCCAGAUGUAUCUGGUUUUUGGUGUGGGUGUGGCUGAGUGCAUCCUCUUGGCUUUCAUGGCCUAUGAUCGUUAUGUUGCAAUCUGCCACCCACUGAACUAUGCCCAGAUCAUGAGCCAUCAGGUGUGUGCCAGGUUGGUGCUGACUUCCUGGAUCUUUGGGAUGGUCAAUGGCAUCCUUCUCAAUUACAUGACAUUUAGAGGUCCUUUCUGCAGAGAAAACCACAUAGAAAACUUCUUCUGUGAGGCCCCCAUAGUGAUUGCCCUCUCCUGCGGGGACCCCCAGUUCAGCCUGAAGGUGAUCUUUCUUGAUGCCAUUGUGGUGCUGCUCAGCCCCAUGGUGCUCAUUGUCACCUCCUAUGCCCGCAUCCUGGCCUCCAUCCUUAGCAGAGCCUCCUCCUCAGGUAGAGGGAAGACAUUCUCCACUUGUGCCUCCCACCUGACUGUGGUCGUCUUUUUCUACACCUCAGCCAUGUUCUCUUACAUGAAUCCCCGCAGUACACAUGGACCUGACAAAGACAAGCCUUUCUCCCUGCUCUACACUAUCAUCACCCCCAUGUGCAACCCCAUCAUCUACAGCUUCCGCAACAAGGAAAUGACGGGGGCCAUGGGGAGGGCCCUUGGGAGAACCAACCUGGCUCAGGCAGAGUCUGUCUAG
Mesocricetus auratus (golden hamster) is the source of this 1407-nucleotide messenger RNA. Its product is annotated as olfactory receptor 10AD1. Gene Ontology annotation, cellular component: membrane. Gene Ontology annotation, biological process: G protein-coupled receptor signaling pathway. Gene Ontology annotation, molecular function: G protein-coupled receptor activity; olfactory receptor activity. The transcript has 4 exons. Bases 1 to 1407 code for a protein of 468 amino acids. The record is from RefSeq and is a predicted model, not a curated record. NCBI's taxonomy places the organism in Eukaryota, Metazoa, Chordata, Mammalia, Rodentia, Cricetidae.